Molecule: messenger RNA, 495 nt
Organism: Lichtheimia ornata
Lineage: Eukaryota; Fungi; Mucoromycota; Mucoromycetes; Mucorales; Lichtheimiaceae
Exons: 1
Coding region: 1-495 (164 amino acids)
Biological process (GO): DNA integration
Molecular function (GO): nucleic acid binding
Source: RefSeq, a predicted model, not a curated record
AUGAGUACUUUCAUCUAUGAGGAUAUCUGUUCCCAAUUUGGACCACCUUUGGAGAUCUUGUCGGACAAUGGCUCUGCAUUUAUUCAAACUGGAAUUGAGAUCGCAUUGGACAAGCUCGGUACCAAGCAUCUUUACACUGCACCUUAUCGCCCACAAACCAAUGGACGUUGCGAGCAUUUGAAUGAUGUCAUCAUGGCCUCAUUGAAGAAGCUUUCUUAUGAGCAUCCCACUGAAUGGGAUUUGCAUGUCCCAAGCGUGUUGUACUCAUAUCGUACUAAGGCGCAUGAGUCACUGGGAAUUUCUCCUUUUGUACUUUUGUUCGGGCAGCCUGCCAACAUUCCUACGGAUGAUGUUCUGCUGCAAGUUGGGCAUGUCCUCGAUGGUGCAAGAUUGAUGCAUUCGAGAGAUCGCAACAUGAUGAUUGAUGAAAUUGCCUUGGAUGACCGAGUCAAGAGCUAUAUGGAGUACAAACAAGGGCCUAGUAUUCGAGUCUAG